AUGGCUCUGCUGGUCUCAUUUCAUGGAGGGAAUCUGGUCAUAGCGUGGGUCCUGCUUCUGCUGCUGUCAACAGUGUGCGUGCAAGGUAGGAACUCAGCAGGAUCCAACAGAGUAAAUGGCUAUAGUGUGGAGCAACCAGCAUGCCUCUCUGGUGUCCAGGGCAGCUCCAUCGAGAUCCCCUUCUCCUUCUCCUUCCCUGGGGAGUUGGCACCGGAUCCACAGAUGAGGAUUCUCUGGAGACAGAAGAAUUUCCAUGGGGUAUUGAUCUACAACUCCUCCUCUGGUUUCAUACACGAGCAUUUUAAGGGCCGGCUCAUCCUGAACUGGACACAGCCUCAGACAUCCGGAGUCCUCAGAAUCCUGGACUUGAAGGACAAGGACCAGACAGUGUACUUCUGCCAAGUUCGUCUGAACACAAGUAAAGGCAUACAGCUAUUGCAGUCGAUUGAAGGGACCCACCUCACCAUCUCUCAAGGAGAUCACAUCUCAGGUAGCUCAGGGCUCUUUGGCGUUGCUCUGCAGUACCUGGUGUCAUUUGGGCCUGCUUCCAUGGAAGUUGCUGCCUUGGGCUUGUUCCUGUGGAAGUUGCUGGUUCGGGUCUGCUCCUGUGGAGAUUGCUGGUUGGAGCUUGCUCUGGAGGAGGUCUCUGGCUCGGGCCUGCUCCCUCAGUGGUGGUUCCCUAUGUCUGUGGCUCAGGCCUUCUCCUUCAGUAGUUGUUCCUUUGUACCUGCUCCUGUGGAGAUCGCUGUUUUAGGCUCGCUCCUGUUGAGGUCGCUGCCACAGGCCUACUCCAUCCCUGGAAGCACAGCUCGAAGUCCCACCACUGCAACUUCUGAAGGCCAGAUGAGUGGGAAUCAGACCCUGGAUCUGGGAACCACAGUUGGGGUGGCAGUGGCUGCUGCUGUGCUCCUGGCUGGGGUUUUGGGAUUGAUGGUGUUCCUCAGGUGGAAGAGGAGGAAAGGCCAGAGGACUGAAGCCAAAACCCCAGCCAGGGAACUCAUUGAAAACACUGAGAAAUGUGAGCAAGUUGAGCCUGAAGGACGACAUAUGGACCCCAAAGAGAACCCCAAGGACAACAACAUCGUGUAUGCCUCCAUUGCCCUCUCAAGCCCGACCUCCCCAGGAACACCAGCCUGCCCGCCUGUCCAUAAGAACCCCCAGGAAGAGACUGUAUACUCCAUCGUAAAGACCAAAUGAG
This is a messenger RNA of Microtus ochrogaster (prairie vole), 1198 nucleotides long. RefSeq names its product paired immunoglobulin-like type 2 receptor alpha. Gene Ontology annotation, molecular function: MHC class I protein binding. The record is from RefSeq and is a predicted model, not a curated record. The transcript has 9 exons. Lineage: Eukaryota; Metazoa; Chordata; Mammalia; Rodentia; Cricetidae. Bases 1 to 1197 code for a protein of 398 amino acids.